AUGCUUUCGUUUUUGGGCUGGGGAUCGAAACCCCCAUCUCCAAGCCAAACGCCAUCUGAUGAUGCCCCGAAGAACGAUGACCAACAACACCCACCAACAGACACAGACAUUCCUCCCACACCUGCUACUACUACCUCUCCAACACCAAUAAUAAACAGAAACCUCAAACUCCUCUACGGCGGCCUAACCUUCUUCGCUCUCUCCCUCCUGGUAACCCGCCGCGCCACCAGGAGCCGUAUCCUCGCUUCCAUCCCGCCUUACUACACCUCCUCGGUGUACCAUAAACCAUUUGAGAAUGUGUCAAGUGCAACGGAUGCAGUGGAAGCACUCAGUCUGGCUACUCUCAAUGUCCUGUCUUUCUCAAUGGCUCUCUCGGGGGGUGUUCUGUAUGCACUGGAUAUCAAUAAUGUGGAAGAUCUGAGGAGGAUUUCUAUGCAGACUUUUGCGGGUGGUAUUAGUACGCCUGGGAAGGGCCAGUCGGAUGAGGAGUUAGAGGAGAUUGAGGCUUGGGUUGUUACAAUACUUGGGAAGAAGGCUGAACGGGAGUUUCAGAAAGAGAAAGAACGGUUACAGACCGUGAGCAAGGAAGGUGAUGGUCAAAAUAACGGGGCCAGGACUUGA
Monascus purpureus is the source of this 621-nucleotide messenger RNA. NCBI's taxonomy places the organism in Eukaryota, Fungi, Ascomycota, Eurotiomycetes, Eurotiales, Aspergillaceae. The record is from the annotation of a GenBank genome assembly.